AUGCCUCUGAUUGCAACUACGCUGAAAUACGCCAACCAGUUCCGGGAAAUGUCUGGCCUCGGAGUGAACCAGACCUGGAAUGAGAUAGCAAAAAAUGUGCAAGUAUCCAGAGAUCCAGGUUCUCAAAUCACGUUGGAAUAUACGACUAUGAAUGGAAGCACGCAGGUGAAGCAGGCAGACAUUGUCCUAAAUACCUUCCCACUGCGCUAUACCGAGGACUAUACACAUGAUAAUGCCCUGCGUGACCUAGACUAUUAUGCGGCAAAGCAAUCACCAAACGGACCAGCAAUGACAUAUGCCAUCUUCUCCAUCGUUGCCAACGAGGUAUCUCCAUCGGGCUGUUCAGCGUAUACCUAUGGGCAAUAUUCGUUCAGCCCGUAUGUUCGAGCCCCCUUCUUCCAGUUCUCGGAGCAACUGGUGGAUGACUGGUCUAUCAACGGAGGAACACACCCAGCGUACCCAUUCCUUACAGGCAAUGGCGGAGCCAACCAGGUUGCGGUGUUUGGCUACCUGGGUCUACGCCUGAUACCUGACGGGAUACUGCACUUGAACCCCAACCUGCCUCCUCAAAUCCCUCAUAUACGGUAUAGAACCUUUUACUGGCAUGGCUGGCCGCUUGAAGCCAGCGCCAACUACACGCAGACCACGAUCCAGCGAGCCACUAACCGACGACCGCUCGCCAGUGCUGAUCCAAAGUACGCUAAUUCCCCUAUUACCGUACAUGUCGGAUCAGCAAACAACAUUACGGUGUACUCGCUGCCUCCAAGCGGACAGCUGGUUAUCCCCAACCGCCAAAUUGGCUCUAUCAACACACUUGCAGGCAACCUUGUCCAGUGCCAGCCGGUGUUCUCCCCCAACGAGUUCGCUCCCGGACAAUUCCCCAUCUCGGCCGUCGACGGAGCAGCGUCGACAAAGUGGCAGCCUCGACGUUCCAGCUCUACCUCGUCGCUAACAGUCACGUUACCGGACUAUGCUUCCUCUGCAACCAUUUCCGGCUUCGCGUUUGACUGGGCCCAGGCACCACCUGUCAGCGCGAAAGUUGUACUACACGACGAACCACUGCAUCCGGUAAUGGAUGCUGAGGAUGGUGACGCCAGUAGCUCUUCGCCCACCACACCCGCCGGUUCCGUGACCGUGUGGGAAUCAGCCAAGGUUCCACUGUCCGAUCCGUAUGACCCGAUCAAAAUCGAUCUCAACAUGAUCAUGUCUUACAAAGGGAACACGACCAACGUGACGCUGCCGUCGACUGUGCCAGCUACGAAGUUUGCGACUCUUCUGAUCAGGGGUAACCAAGCCCUGGGUCCUGUGGAAAUCAGAGCCGGCAAUGGAACCGGUGCAACAGUCGCAGAGUGGUCUAUCGUGCGAUCAUCCUGA
Molecule: messenger RNA, 1374 nt
Organism: Trichophyton rubrum CBS 118892
Lineage: Eukaryota; Fungi; Ascomycota; Eurotiomycetes; Onygenales; Arthrodermataceae
Exons: 2
Coding region: 1-1374 (457 amino acids)
Biological process (GO): trehalose catabolic process
Cellular component (GO): fungal-type cell wall
Molecular function (GO): alpha,alpha-trehalase activity
Source: RefSeq, a predicted model, not a curated record